UUGAAGUCACAUAGCUCUCCCAAGUGCCAAAAGUGCCAAAACCUCCUUACAAACUUCAAUGCUCCCUCCCUACCACUUACCAACCUAGUGCCUACGCAUUGCACACAACUACAUUCCUUCUUCUCUUUUUUUCUACGACGACGAUCCUUUUUAUUUUAUUUUAACACUUCUUUUUUAAAGAACCGUAGACCUUGCUUUUACCUAUUUUGACUUGAAUUGCCCCCCCAAUCCUAAUAAUAACCGCGCCUGGCACAACUUAGUCAUGGCUAAUAAUAUGACGUCCGUCACGGACCUCCCGCCGCUCCCAUCCUACACGGCCGUUGAGGCACCAGAUCUAAUAUCAUGGUGCCCAGACUUCUAUCUGUCAAUUCUCGCGCCGACCGUUAGCUACUGGGUUGUCUCCAUCUUCUUUCACAUCAUUGAUGUCCUUGACCUCUUCCCCCAGUAUCGUCUACACACGCCCGCCGAAAUCGCUCAACGCAAUAAAGUUUCGCGAUACGAAGUUCUUCGCGAUGUCAUUUUCCAGCAAAUCAUUCAGGGCGUCAUGAGUGGCGUUCUGAGCGCUACAGAUCCUCCAUCAUUAAUGGGCAUGGAGGAGUAUGAUGUUGCUGUAUGGGCAACUAGGGUUCGUCUAGCGCAAAGGGCACUUCCUGCUCUACUAGGUAUACUCGGCAUCAAUGCCGCAACAGUAUCGAAGAAUAUGGCUGUCUCCCAUCCGCUCUUGGCCGGUGUACUCGCUGGUGGACACUAUCCUUUCCUUACCUCGGACCUCUCCGGCCCAGACGGGAUUCCAGUGCCAACUUUUGCUACUUGGGAGCUUCUAGUCGCUAAAGCUAUCUACCAUUUGAUCCUCCCAGCCCUCCAAUUCUUUAUUGCCGUCACCGCUCUCGACACUUGGCAGUACUUCCUCCACCGCCUCAUGCACCAGAAUAAGUGGCUCUACACUACGUUCCACUCGAGGCACCACCGACUUUAUGUUCCCUACGCUUACGGUGCGCUAUACAACCACCCAUUCGAGGGUUUCCUUCUCGAUACAGCUGGUGCGGGACUUGCGUACAAAAUCUCUCUGAUGACUCCGCGACAAGGCAUGGUUUUCUGGGUUAUGUCCUCUAUCAAGACCGUGGACGACCACUGCGGUUAUGCCUUGCCUUGGGAUCCUCUGCAGCACAUUACCUCGAAUAACGCCGCUUACCAUGAUAUCCAUCACCAGAGCUGGGGAAUCAAGACGAACUUCGCCCAGCCUUUCUUCACCUUCUGGGAUAAGCUGCUAGGCACCAUGUGGCAGGGUGACACCACGCUCAAGUAUGAGCGUUCGAGAACGAGGGCGGAGGAGCUCUUGGAAGCAGAGGCCAAAAAGAUAUCUGCAAAGGCCCAAUGAACACCUCGCCAUCAAAUCUGCGCUUAUUUAGUGCGUACAUUCGCUGUAUCAUUCUAGGGACGUUCGCUGUUUUUCUAAGGCGUGACGGGGUAUUCUGGAUUCAUUUUGAUUGAAGAGUCAUGAGAUGUAUACAUCCGGUGAGCAUAGGACGGGCGUUUUCUUCGAGUCAGUCGCUACGACUCAAAACAUUGAUUUAUUAUAAAGGGGGUUCGGCAUUGUGGUGGUCCCGUCCUGUGUUUGAACAUUGAAUUUGCUUACAGGCUCGGAUAUUUUAUUAGGCUCUUGGCCUUAUACUGCCAGUCAUGACUGAUGCGGUAAAUGACGGGCCGAUUCAGGGGGUUGCAGAGGAGAGAAAGAGAGAGGGCUACGGCGUUGACGUUGGAUGCUAGCAACAAUCUGGAUUGCGUGGCACCUUGACUCUAGAUAGUCACUGCCAUGGCUUCUCACAAGUAAUGAUAAUAACAACUGAUUCGAUCGCUGCAUAAUUAUGUUUGAUAUACUCCAUGUUGCAAUGUGCUUGAUUAUGUAAGCUAGGUAGCUAUAUCGACCGCUUUCUGUACUUUCACUUUACUCUCGGGUGAGGAGUACUGUAAGGAGUUGCAGAGAACUACAUACAUCAUAUAUAAGGCCUUAGGUACUUGAUUGUAUAUUGAUUAUCUUCCUCUGUUUC
Molecule: messenger RNA, 2048 nt
Organism: Hypoxylon fragiforme
Lineage: Eukaryota; Fungi; Ascomycota; Sordariomycetes; Xylariales; Hypoxylaceae
Product: fatty acid hydroxylase superfamily-domain-containing protein
Exons: 2
Coding region: 263-1378 (371 amino acids)
Biological process (GO): lipid biosynthetic process
Molecular function (GO): oxidoreductase activity; iron ion binding
Source: RefSeq, a predicted model, not a curated record